Molecule: messenger RNA, 1449 nt
Organism: Aureobasidium vineae
Lineage: Eukaryota; Fungi; Ascomycota; Dothideomycetes; Dothideales; Saccotheciaceae
Source: the annotation of a GenBank genome assembly
AUGGGCCCUCCACCGCUUGCAAUCCGCAACCUCAGCUCGACCCCUCUGGAGCUCAAGGUGAUAGAACGCUUUGAGAUCCCACAUGUCGAAUCCAAGGGUUUCGCCAACAUCAGUCGCAACGUAACCCACUUUGUUGUCUCGAAUACCACUGGCAACGUUCCUCCAGAAGGACCUCAAUUCGCACCACUUACCGUCAACGCACAAAGCUAUGGUCAACAGGAAGUGUCGAUUCCCAUUGACCCUUUCACCACCAACAAGACGGACAUCAAUACUGCCGAAAGAUCAGAAAAGGAUGUACUCAGACUUACUUUCGAGCAUGAUGGGCAGCGUUAUCGUGUGGAUACACGCACGACCAGACAGUCUCAAGAAUUGAUCCCACUGGACCCUGACCCGAGGAAACAGUAUACGGCCAUCUGGAUCGACAAGGAGAGUCAUCUAGCCAUCUACUCAUCUGCAAACAUGAACUGCUGGAUGAAGGAAAUGGCAGACGCAACGCCACUAUCUGGUCUCUCUAUCCCAGGCACGCACAACAGUCCCACUCAUCACAAAGCACUGCCUUCGGUGCGCUGUCAAGCAGUAUCUCCAAAAGAGCAACUGCGCAAUGGCGUCCGCUUCUUCGACAUCCGCGUGCAGCCCGAGAAACCUGAGGAUCCCAAUAACGAUGGACUGGCACUUGUCCAUGGUGUCUUCCCCAUCUCACUCACCGGCGCAAAGCCCUUCCGUAAACUUGUCAACGACAUCUUCGACUUCCUCCGCGAAAACCCGAGUGAAACUCUGAUCAUGAGUGUCAAGCGUGAAGGCCCCGGCGAACACACCGACGAACAGUUAUCUAACAUCCUGCAUCAACACUACGCCAACGACCCUUCUCUCUGGUUCACAGAACCACGUAUACCUUCCCUGCACGAAGUCCGCGGUAAAAUCGUCCUCAUGCGCCGCUUCGCCCUCACCGAGCCUCUAACCCACGAACACGACAAUGCAGGCUGGUGUCUCGACGCCCAAAACUGGGCCUACAAUACCCCUUGCGAUAACCACGGAGCCGUCUGCGUCCAAGACUUUUGCGAAGUCCUCGAGACCGAAAACAUUGGCAAGAAAAUCGAUUUUUGCUGCGAGCACUUUGAGAGAGCGGGUGCGCAGGUGUGUCCUGUGCCUGGUAUCACUACUGAUGCGGUCAAUCCCGUGCCUCCUGGCCCGCUGUACUUGAACUUNUUGUCUGCGAGUAACUUUUGGAAAGUGGGGUGUUGGCCUGAGAGGAUUGCUGCCAAGCUCAAUCCGGCGGUGACGGAGUUUUUGUGUACGAAGCAUGAUACGGCGGAAGGCGAUAAUAAAGGGGAUGGUGGUGUGGGUAUUGUGGUUACGGAUUGGGUGGGCAAGGAUGGUGAUUGGGAUCUGAUCAGGUGUAUUGUUGGCAUGAACUCGCGCUUGGAGCUUAGAGAAAGGCAACAGCAGUGA